GUCAGACAAUUCUAUAUCUAAACACUAUCCACUCCAUGCCAACUUCUAUGUUUUAACAGAAACACCUAUUUUAGUCAUCUGAAUUCCUCCUUGUUCCAAGAACAAUACUCAAUCAGAUUCUUCUCUCUCUAAUUAUACUUCUUGUAUGCUUUUACUAAUUAAAAACCUAGCAAAAUUCCAACUUGAAGAUCCUCAAUCCCUCUCUACUACCCUAAUUUAACAUAAACCACUCCAACAACCCAGUGAAGAGAAUCAAACAAAGGUUCGAUUUUUAUUUUUGUUUCUUGAUGUGGGUCUUUUGAUUAGAUGGAUACUUUGUUUAGACUAGUCAGUCUUCAAUCUGAUCAGUCUUUGAAUUAUUCGAGUAGAACUUCAAGCAGUUCUAGAUCUUCUAGACAAAACCCUAAUUACGAAGAAGAUAAAGAAUGCUUCAACGUUUUCAUGGAUGAAGAAGACUUUUCUUCUUCUUCUUCAAGACACUAUCAUCCCUAUCAACAGCAGCAGACCUCAAACACUCCCACACCCACCAACAUUAGCGGUGGCGGCGGCAGCGCCACCCCAACUCAUCAUCAUCUUCCUAGUUAUGAUCAAUCAGCUGAUCAAUUCUCUUCCUCAUUUACAAAUGACAUAAACCUUGAAUUUGAAUCAUCAUUCUCUGGUAAAAACAGCAAGUGGGCUUCUGACAUCCUCCUCGAGACAGCAAAGGCCAUUGCUAAUAGAAACAGUGCUCGGGUUCAGCAGCUUAUGUGGAUGCUUAAUGAGCUAAGUUCACCCUAUGGCGACAUCGAUCAAAGGCUUGCUUCUUACUUCCUACAAGCAUUAUUUAGCCGCAUGACGGAUUCCGGUGAUCGUACUUAUCGCACUUUGAUCUCAGCUGCCCAGAAGAACUGCUCCUUUGAAUCCACAAGAAAAAUGGUAUUGAAAUUCCAGGAGGCAAGUCCUUGGACUAUGUUUGGGCAUGUUGCUAGUAAUGGUGCAAUUUUGGAGGCUCUUGAUGGUGAAAGCAAGUUACAUAUAAUUGAUAUAAGCAAUACGUAUUGCACACAGUGGCCUACUUUGCUUGAAGCCCUAGCCACUCGCACAGAUGAAACCCCUCACCUGCGGCUGACGACGGUGGUGGCCGGAAAAGGUGGCGACACCGACGGAGGUGCUGCUGCAGUACAGAAGGUGAUGAAAGAGAUAGGAAGUAGAAUGGAAAAGUUUGCUAGACUUAUGGGUGUGCCCUUUAAGUUCAAUAUCAUAUACCAUGCAGGCGAUUUAUCAGAACUGAAUUUAGCUGAAAUGGACAUUAAAGAAGAUGAAGCACUUGCUAUAAAUUGUGUUGGGGCCUUACGUUCCGUUACAACAAUUGGUAAUCGCAGGGACUUUUUGAUGUCCAUGUUUAGAAGAUUAUCGCCUAGAAUUAUCACAGUUGUUGAAGAAGAAGCUGAUCUAGAUAUUGGUGCUGAUGGUCUUGAAUUUGUUAGGGGAUUUGAAGAAUGCUUAAGAUGGUUUAGAGUUUACUUUGAGUCAUUAGACGAAAGCUUUCCAAAAACAAACAAUGAACGUCUGAUGCUGGAACGGGCCGCCGGGCGAGCGGUGGUUGACCUGGUGGCUUGCCCUCCGGCGGAGUCGAUCGAGCGGCGGGAGACGGCCACGCGCUGGUCAAAUCGUCUACAUGCAGGGGGAUAUAUCCCAGUUUCAUUCAGUGAUGAAGUGUGUGAUGAUGUACGCGCUUUUUUGAGGAGGUACAAGGAGGGUUGGUCAAUGGCACAGUGCUCAGAUUCCGCCGGAAUAUUCCUUUCGUGGAAGGAUCAGCCGGUGGUGUGGGCUAGCGCAUGGAAGCCAGUUUGAUUAUGACAUGUAUAACGUGUGUUGGCAAAGUGCAUGGAAGCCAGUUGGUGAAUUAAUUUGUUGAAAGGAGAAUGGAAAAUGCUGGGAGAAGAGCACUAAAGGUAUUGUUGUUUGUUUUCUUUUAAUUCAAAGAAUUUCAAGUAAAAAAUCUUACUAAUCUUGUUAACAUAUCGUGAUUUUCAUUUUUUUUUUUUCCUUUUUGAGUUAUCUUGAAAGAUUGGUUUUGGCAUUGUCUUCGAAUUUUUUUUACGAGGAUCGCAUUAUGUGUUCGCUAGGACGCACCAUAUAACACUAGCUAGCAAAAAAAAAAAAAAAAAAUUAAAAUCUUAAUUAUUGUAACAUGCGAUCAGAUUAGUCCAAUACUAUGUCUUAAACAUAUGCACGUCUACUUUUUACUAAGAAAUGAAAAGUCUUUCUUGAAUUA
Messenger RNA from Olea europaea var. sylvestris, 2257 nucleotides. RefSeq names its product protein SHORT-ROOT-like. Gene Ontology annotation, cellular component: nucleus. Gene Ontology annotation, biological process: asymmetric cell division; regulation of DNA-templated transcription; negative regulation of mitotic cell cycle. The transcript has a single exon. The record is from RefSeq and is a predicted model, not a curated record. Gene Ontology annotation, molecular function: DNA-binding transcription factor activity; sequence-specific DNA binding. Lineage: Eukaryota; Viridiplantae; Streptophyta; Magnoliopsida; Lamiales; Oleaceae. The coding region runs from base 307 to 1833 and encodes 508 amino acids.